AUGGCCUCCAGGGGUGCCAGGCACCCACGAGCGCUCCAUGGUGACGCUGCCUUGAGUGCCACUGUUGACUACCUCUUCAAGGGCCUCUUCGCCAGCAGCCUCUUGAAAAAGCACGUUUCGGAGUCCAUUUCUGCAGCUGUCAAGGAGGAGCUGCGACAGUUCCUAAGCAAUGCCUUCGCUGGUUCCUUUCCAGAUAUCCGAAUAGGUCGUGACCUCCUCCAGGAUUCCACCUUCCUCGGUUUCGAGGAGGUGCUUCUAGCCGGGAUCGAAGAGAAGGGCCUGGGGGGCAGCGACGCUCUCGUGCAGGCAGUUAGAUUUCUCCUGCCCGCGUUCGAAGACGAUGAGCGCAUCAAGGCCCUUCUUUCAGAGAUCGACGAUGCAGCAGGGCACAGCUUCGUGGACUCUCACAACGAAGAAGCCGAAGAAGAUGGGGAGGACCGAGUCCAGUUUGCGACCACAUCCUUCGCCUCCAACGGUUCGGACGACAGGUUUGAGGUGGAUGCCGACGAGGUGGUGACAGACAGCUUGGUCCCUCUGAUCUUGCUGGAGGCACAGAUCGUGGAAGUCAACGAGUGCUGGCAGGGUUUCAUGGACUGCUACGUAAAGCCGGAGCAUGCCGGUGAGGCAAUCUUCGCAGCAAUACUGGAUGCCGCUCCAAGUUUACAGACGUUUUUCCGCGGCGGUACUGCUCUUCUGGCCGGGAAGUUUGUGGCUGGAUACAGCCAGAUGGUACACAAUCUACGGAAUCCCGAUGGAUUGAUGGGUGUGGUGGAGCACCUUGGUUUUCAGCAUCUGGACGUGGACAUCAACAUCCCUCGCAUUGCCAUUUUCAGGGAGGCUAUGUGCGAUGCGGUGAGCGCGGAGCUGGGGGAGAAGCUCACGGAUCUCGGUGCCUACGGGCUGCGACGGCUCGUGAGCUACGCUGGCGGAGCAUUGAUCUACAUCCGCGAGAACUAUUCUAAGCGCUUGAAGAUCAUCAGCAACAGCUGGAAGCUUGCAAAUGCCGCCGCCAACCAAGAGGAAGCACCACAGGUGGGAGACCUCGAGGACUCCUUGUCGGCCCCUGCAGAGACCAAAGCGGUUGAAGUGGAGGACGAUGACGAGGAGGAGCAAGAAGGCGAGCUCGCGAUCGCUGGCAAAUCUGCAGCUGCAAGUGCCAGUGCCCCGAGCAAGAAGGGCUUCUUUGCUUCGCUAUGUGGUACAAGGAGGCAGGUGGGCACAAAGAUGACCGCCGACAAGUUGGAUCGAAAGCAGACGCUGCAGGAUAAUCUGCAGGCCGUCCCUCGGACCUUCGACCAGAUGUUCCGCUUUAAUAUGGCCGUCAUGAACGUGCAGACGCAGGAAUGGAUGUACGAGGUGCUGGACUCCUUCGACUCCAUCGUGAACAGCAUCGCCCAGUCUCAGAGAUUGCAGGUAGAAUGCGACGUCGUCACGCUUCGCAUUGCAAAAGCCAGUGGCGACGUCAAGUUCAAGAACUUCAGGGCCGUGAUGCUCUCAUCCCUUCGUGCCUUAUCUCCGAAGGAUUGGAGCCCCGACCACGAGGUGGCCUGGAACUGGCUUUGGGAAACGGUGGAGCGGCUUCUCAGCAAGGAGCUCAAGAAGCCCCGCGCUCGCGAGCGCAUCCUGGGCAGAUUCCUAGGAUCUCUGGAAGACGAACUACGCCAAGAGAUCCGGGAAAAAGUGUUUGAUCGUUUCUUCGAGUUGGCCCCUGGUGGAGAAGAGCACUUCAAACAAUCUUCCACAAGAUUGAACUUCAUCGCGGACAAGGCCAUCGAGCUCACGCUGGAGCUGUACAAGGAGCCCAUCAAGACUGUGGAUGCAAUCUCUGCCCUGGGCUUGCGACACGUGGGCUACGGAAUCACGACGGACUUCUUCGAUCCUUUCGUUGAAGGCUGGACACAGGUCUUCCAAGAGCUGACGGGCGACGACGAUCUGGCAGACGCCUUUCGGUGGUCGUUUAGCCUAGUUGCCAAGCUCCUGAUGAGGACCGUCGAGCAGGGUGCGACUCUUGUCAUGAAGGCCAUCAACACAGACAAUGCCAAGCAGGUAAGGCGUGCACUGUCCUAUGCUCCGCGUGCGAAACGAGCGAUGUGGAUUCUGGAUGUCACGGUCGGCACCCAAUCCGUUUCUCCUCUCUACAUGUCCAUAGAUACGGGCAACCUGGAGGCCGCUAAGGUGAUGCUGCAGGAUCUUGUCACAAUCCGUGCGGAUCGUUCCAGGUACUAUUACUGUCUGGACGAUCUGUUCAAGUGGCAUCCUGAUAUCGUGUGGAAGCUCACCGUCGAUGCGCCGGAGCUCCUCACGACGAUGCUGGACGGCAUGAUUUGGAGGUCUCGAGUUGUCGUCAAUGGCAACAGACGCGUGAACUACUACCUGAAGCACCUGUUGGUAGAUGAACACGGGAAGUUCUCCAAUGCGAUGAGCUGCAUCGUGAAGCUGCAAGAUCCAGAGAUUGCGAUUCAUCCAAUCCUCGUUCAGCUAGGUGAUCUCGUUUGGAACGACCUGGUGUACUGGCGGUUUCUUCGAGGGAAGCUGUCCCUCGUCUGCACUGCCACGAUCUUCAUGGUCAGCCAGUCCAUGCUCCAAUAUCUGGAGAGUGCAGGCUCCUUCGAGGAGAGGGUCGCCACCUUUGUCUGCAGGCUGAUCGUGUACUUGUUCUACAUGGUCUCGUUGAUCUAUUACCGGACCAAGCAUGUCUACCAGGCGGUGAAACGUGGAGAGUUCUUCGAGAUCGCCGGUAUCCGAGUGCCGAGGAAAUGGACGGAGGACUGGCAGGAGGCUGUCAGCCUGUCGUUGACCUUGGCCCUGGUCGUGAUGUUCUUUGUCGAGCCCAUUUUGUCGUGCUUGCAGCACACAGAGGGCCUUGGUAUCUUCACGCAGCGCUGCCAACAGGCAAACGACACCCGAGAGACGUAUGAGAUCCUCUCCAUGAUCGCCAUCAUGCUGAUCUUCACGCUGGCUGCGGAUACCGCAACGGUCUCCACCAGGCUCUCCUCUUGGCUUCUUGUGGCCGGCCAUGUCCUGCCCGAUCUGGGUCUAGCGCUUCUCGCCUGCGGCUUCCUGGUGCUGACUUUUGGCAGCAGCGUGGCAGCAUCCCUCGGCAACCCAGAGGAUUUUCAGGGCAUCGGAAGCUGCCUGAUGGCCUUCCUGGAGUUGGCGAUCAACAUGUUUCCAGCUUCGCAUCUGGAGCAGCUGGAGGAGAGCUUCAUUCUUCUUGCAGCAGCGAGCUGCUUUCGAGUCUUGGUAGUCUUUCUGCUAAUGAACGUCCUCAUCGCGCAGCUCACCUGUUGCUACAAGCAGCUCUCCGUGAGCAUGGUGGGCCAUGCACGCCUGCGUCGCAUGCAAAAGGUAAGCGAGGCCAUGGAGGGAAUCCCUUCCGCGACCUUCCAACGUUUCAUCGAGAAUUUGCAGUUGGAUGAUCCGGUGGAAUUCGGGGAGGGGGACGUUGGUCCGGCGGGGGGCAUCCAGGUCCUCGAGCCUGGGAACCUCCAUCCCACGAACGUCGACACGAUCCGGCGAAUGGGCGGGAAUCCCAAAAAUCCUUUUCCACCCGAAGACGAGGAUCUCACAGAGGCUGAAAGGUGCCAGCGCCUCUUUAAGAUGUAUCAGAAGGCUGUGAAGAAGAUCACGAGCCAGGGACACUCCAGCGAUGACAAGCCCUCUGCGCCCAAGGCAAUAACGAGCCGAACGACCUUCGGAAUGACGCCCGAGGAGGCGAAAGACGGCAGUGAAUAA
Messenger RNA from Symbiodinium sp. CCMP2456, 3735 nucleotides. The record is from the annotation of a GenBank genome assembly. NCBI's taxonomy places the organism in Eukaryota, Dinophyceae, Suessiales, Symbiodiniaceae.